Drosophila willistoni is the source of this 2578-nucleotide messenger RNA. Its product is annotated as protein toll. The transcript is spliced from 3 exons. Gene Ontology annotation, molecular function: transmembrane signaling receptor activity; protein binding. The record is from RefSeq and is a predicted model, not a curated record. Bases 1 to 2292 code for a protein of 763 amino acids. Gene Ontology annotation, cellular component: membrane. Lineage: Eukaryota; Metazoa; Arthropoda; Insecta; Diptera; Drosophilidae. Gene Ontology annotation, biological process: toll-like receptor signaling pathway; innate immune response.
AUGUACAAAUCCACCACACUUCAACAUAAUUUGGAAAGACUAGAUUUACGUUACGCAGAAAAAAUAGACCUAAACAGUUUUGAGAGUUACCAAAAACUUCAAAUUAUUCUUAUAGAAGAAAGAGAUCAAUCCUUUUAUUUAAAAGAGGCAACUAAAGCAAAUGUAACAGCUUUUUUGUGUUUUGGAUUUGAAUCCUAUUGUUUCUUUAAUCUUGGAAUAAAUGGGAAACGUUGUCCCAGCAAAUGUAAUUGUGGAUUUAUUAAAUCCUCCCCCUAUGAACUUAUCAUAAAUUGCAAUCAACAAGGGAUAUUAGAAAUUCCAGAAUUGCCUAUCCCAAUUAUAGGCACAGCACAUCUAUAUUUUGAAGGAAAUGGUCUAGUCCAAUUACCUAAAACUUUGUCAGACGGCUAUGAUAAUCUUCAAGAACUCCAUUUGGCCAAUAAUAAAAUAACUAGCAUUGAGAUUAAUCAAUUGCCAACAAAUCUAAGAUGGCUGGAUAUUCGAAAUAAUAGCAUAACUUCCUUAAAUUCAAAUGUUGCUGAAUUUCUAUUGAGUCGAAAAGAUAAAUUUACAUUGCUUCAAUCUGGUAUAUAUUGGAAAUGCAAUUGCAACAAUACGGAUCUUUUAAAUUAUCUUAAUUUACUGAAAAAACAAGUAAAUCUUGAGUAUCAAAAUAAAGUAGUUGACAAUUCUGUACACUUUUACCAUCUGAAAGGACCUUGUCCGGAUCCCUGCACUUGUUGUGUCAAUCGAUCAAAAGUUACUGAAGAAUUUAUAAUUAACUGCACACGCAAAGACUUGAAGACAGUUCCCAUUUUGCCGAUUAAUAUUAUUGGACGCUCAUCACUUAUACUGGAUGAUAAUCUUAUUGAAACUCUUUCAACCUCAUCCUUAAGAAGCUCCACACUGGGAGAAUUACACUUAAAGAAUAACAGUAUUACCCGUCUUCAUUUGGAACAACUGCCAUCGAAUCUCCGAGUCCUGGAUAUUCGACAAAAUAAUUUGACAGGACUUGAUGACGAUGUGACACUGUUUAUAUUGAAACUAAGCAAGUUUUAUGUGUCUGAAAAUUCUUGGCUAUGCAGUUGUAAGUCUUAUACAUUUCUUGGCCAUCUCAAGAAACAUUUUCUCACAGAACACCAAGCAGCUUUAAGACAUUGCAGUGGACAAGAUUAUUGCCCCAACCAAUGCACCUGUUGCAAAGAAGUUGAGAGCUACAGGUUUAUUAUUAACUGCAGUAAUCUUGGAUUGAUGGAGAUACCCUCAAAACUACCCAUUACCGGGAAUGCUACUCUGCUGUUUGAGAAUAAUAAGCUACAGUCCUUGAAAGAGACCUCUAAAAUCUAUGGUUUUAAUGAACUUAAGGAACUUCAUCUGAGAUAUAAUAAUAUAACAAAUAUAGAGAAGCUUCCAGCAAAUAUUCAAUUUCUAGAUUUAAGAAACAAUUCUCUAAAGACACUGGGUGAGAAUUUAAUAGAAUUUUUAAUCCACAAAUCGAGUAUAUCCAAUCUCACCAUAUUCAUAUCGGGCAAUAAAUGGAUUUGUCAAUGCAAAGAAAUAGAUUUUUUCCGAUUAGCCAAGGAUCUGGUUAAGAAUAUCAAGGACCUAUGCAAGACAGAAUGCCAAGAUCAUAGAUUGUUAGUCUCUCUGGAGGAGAAGGAUUUGUGCGCUGAAAAAAUUCCCGUUUAUGUCAUCUACUUUACGUCAUUUAUAUUGUUAAACUGCCUUCUGAGUUUCCUGCAGUGCUUCUGGAAGUCCAUUGUAAUGUGGCUAUACGAGAAGAGAUUGUUUCUAAGACUUACCACUCGUCUGGAGAAGGGUACGGAAACAAAGUAUGAUUGCUUCUUGGCCUACUGUCACAAGGAUUUGCAUUUCCUAAGCGAAUAUGUGGAAAAAUUGGAGAAGGGACGUAAUCAACUACGUCUUUGCUUCUACGAACGAGAUUGGCUAGCCGGUGAACCGAUUCCCGAUUGCAUUUGCCAUUCUGUCGAAAAUUCCAAGUGCACGGUAAUCUUAAUGACCAAAAAUUUCUUAAAAUCUGCUUGGGGUCGUCUGGAGUUUCGACUGGCCCUACAUGCAACCUCCAAGGAUCAGCAUAAGAGGCUCAUUGUCAUAAUUUAUCCGGAUGUGGAAGACUUUACUGAACUGGAUGGCGAAUUAAAUAGCUACCUGAAACUGAAUACUUUUAUAAAACGGAACGCUGAAAAUUUUUGGAAUAAGCUUACCUUCGCCUUGCCCCACAGAAUAAUAGAGGAGAGCCAGGAAUUGGAGACAAUUGAUAUUGAACCUUAACGAUACAUUAUAAUGUCGAUAAUUAUGUAAUCAAUCGAGGCACUUUUAAAAAAUUAUCGAUGUCGGACAACUGUACCCCAAUUCCAUCAAGGGCGAACCGUUGGGAGGGUUCACUAAAGUUAAGGAGACCCGUUUGGGAAUAUUCUUAAUCUUAAUCAUGAAAAGCAUUAUAUUUAUUGCGUCAAUCACUCUCAGUUUAAAUGCCAACUUAAUGAAACGCGGUGUUAAAAACAAAUUCCUAACUUUGCGUUUAGUUUUAUAUAUAUAGGUUUAGUUUUACAUACCA